Molecule: messenger RNA, 1172 nt
Organism: Homalodisca vitripennis (glassy-winged sharpshooter)
Lineage: Eukaryota; Metazoa; Arthropoda; Insecta; Hemiptera; Cicadellidae
Exons: 5
Coding region: 532-1098 (188 amino acids)
Source: RefSeq, a predicted model, not a curated record
CCAACAUGACGGUGAAAGUGUAGCUUAGUACAUUGCUCAAUUAAAAAACUUAUCUAAAUACUGUGAGUUCGGUGCUAGUCUAAAUGACUAUUUGAAAGAUCGUCUUAUUUGUGGAAUCCGUUCAGAAUCUACUAAACAAAGACUUUUGUCAGAAGCUAAUUUGACCUUCGACAAGGCUUUUCAACUGACAUCGCAGAUUGAGAUGGCAGAGAAAAGCGCGGCAACGUUGGUGUCAGGCAGCCAUGACACCAGCUCCGUUCGCAGUGUCCAUCGGCUAAGCAACGUCUUCGGCUAUAAGCGUCACUAUAGCGGACGUGAGUCAGCGCCGAGCGGGAGAGACAACGCUUCGCGUCACCACGCCACGCCGAGUACCACACACGCACAUCAGUCCAGCAGCACUAGUGUAGUGAAGUGUAACUGUUGUUGCGCCGAAGGUCACUUCAGUAAGCAGUGUAAAUAUUACGGUUGUGUUUGCCAUAAAUGCGGCAAAACAAAUCAUUUAAAGAAGGUAUGCCGAUCUCAGGCUAGGGAAUGUUCCCAUUUUACUACACAGGAAAACACACUGACUUUACGAGGAAAGAAGCUAUUUUAACAUUAUUUUGUGCUCUAUUUUGUCUUCUAAAUCACAUUCACAUAAGUCCUGUCCAUUUCACAGUCCAGUGCUCCUCAGUGUUUGACACAGACCAUAAAAGCCUCUUUGAGUUUGUGAACCAUGCUGCCACAGUAGAAAGAUGGUUCCAGUGGGUGACACAUUACCAUACCAUUGAUAGACGACCUCCAGGAGUGGGGAAACAGUAUCGAGCAUAUUUUUACAUACCUUAUCUUGGUUACGAAAAAAUGGAUUUCAAGGUGGUUAAGUUCUCAGCAGACUCUCAUCUUAUAUUACAAUCAACUCAUGUUCUACAGCCUGAAGUGGAAGUGACAGUAUUAGCACUGGGCGCGGACAAGGCCUUGUUAACAAUGAACAUUACGUUCAAACAGGGCUCACUUCUCUACCAGUUGACUAUCGGAACAUACCUGAGGUAUAUGGCAAAAAAGCAUAUGGAAGAUGCAUUAAUGAUAUUGAGUUCUAUUAAGCAAAAUUUAAAGUUUACAUAAGACUGACUUGAAUCUUAAAUCUCAAAAUCUGUGAUCUUUUUUAAGUGAAUUAAACUAUUUCAUACGGGACUCGA